This is a messenger RNA of Girardinichthys multiradiatus, 1526 nucleotides long. RefSeq names its product CDGSH iron sulfur domain 2 (gene cisd2). Gene Ontology annotation, cellular component: mitochondrial outer membrane; intracellular membrane-bounded organelle. NCBI's taxonomy places the organism in Eukaryota, Metazoa, Chordata, Actinopteri, Cyprinodontiformes, Goodeidae. Gene Ontology annotation, biological process: autophagy of mitochondrion; regulation of autophagy. Gene Ontology annotation, molecular function: 2 iron, 2 sulfur cluster binding. The record is from RefSeq and is a predicted model, not a curated record. The coding region runs from base 99 to 506 and encodes 135 amino acids. The transcript has 3 exons.
GGUCUCGAGCUGCGCUCAGAAAACAACGCAGUGGCAGAAACAAACCCCAGGAACUGCCCAAGUCAAACACAAAUCCCGGCCCUGGCGAGCAACUCAAGAUGGUUUUAGAAACUAUUUCAAAGAUAAUAAAAGUGCAGCUUCCGGCCUACCUAAAGAAGCUUCCGCUGCCGGAGACAAUCGGAGGGUUCGCGAGGUUAACAGUGUCUGAGUGGCUCCGGUUGCUACCUCUCCUCGGCAUUCUGGCGCUGCUGGGUUACCUGACCAUUCGUCCGUUCCUGCCCAAGAAAAAGAAGCAGAGAGACAGCCUGAUCAACCUCAAGAUCCAGAAAGAGAACCCUAAAGUGGUCAAUGAGAUAGACAUUGAGGACCUGAAAAGUACAAAUGCUUGUUACUGUCGAUGCUGGCGCUCCAAAACUUUUCCUGUUUGUGACAAGUCACACUUAAAGCACAAUGAACUGACCGGGGACAACGUGGGACCUCUCAUCCUCAAAAAGAAGAUAACAUAAUUGACCUCUGGUGGAUUUUACGUCUGACUAUUCUGUCCUUUAUCUUUUCCUUGUAUUGUGUUUUUCUUAAAUAAUACAGUCCAUUGUAUCAGUGAGAAUAGGAUUUUUGUAGUUAGGGUAGUUCUCUCUCUUUUUUUUUUCUCAUAGUUAAUGGAUCAAUGUUCCUUAUUCAGCAUGUUAACACAGUUGUUUAUAUAUGGCGCUGAAAGUGUGUUUUGUCAAUAUGUUGGGUUUAAAUGUCAUUUCACUGGGACCAUUUUGACAGAACAACCUAAAAGGUAAUUGCAAUGACUUUAUGAUAACUUCCAAUGAUAUGAACUGGAGUUCCAACGCUCGUUCUUCCCAGUUUAAUUGUUGUUUAUAACUGAAAUACCCAAAUAUCUAAUCCAACCUGUAUGCAAUAUUUCGCCUUGUAUGCCUUUAUCUUUCAGUUGUCUCUAGAGCAUUUGCCAGUCUGAGUGCCCGAUGUUUGCAACCACACUUCAGAGAUGUAUUAUAGUUUCUGAUGUAUCAAUAUGUAUGUAAUGAAUGUGUGGAUUCACAGUGUAUGUGUGGAAUACUUAGAUUCCUGGUAUGUUUUGCUCAUAAACAUCAUUUAUUGUUGUGUGUUCUGUUGUGUUGAAACAUUUCAAAGCACUGCAUUGUUGAGUAACGUUCUGCUUUAACCUCACUAAGGCUUUGAGAUUUCAGAACUGCAACAUACGACUUUUUUUUCUACUGUUUGAAGUGCUUUAUUCACUGCAUUUGGCGGACUUCUUGGCAGAAUACUUCCUGUAUAUUUGAGCCAAAACGUUUUCACACAUAAGUUGGUUUUUAUCUUUCAUAUAUAUAAAUAACUUCAUGAAUGGUAAUGUUUGCUAGACUAUUUGAAGUUGUUCAUGCUGAAUGUUAACCGACGUGAUCAUGCAUAAUUCUGUAGCUUUUGUGGGCAGAACAUCAGCUUCUUUUUUUAAUAAGUUUUGGAAAUCCAUGUAGUUUUGUUUUAAGCAGCAAGUUUAAAUAAAUGCUCCUUUAACUCAA